AUGUCCACACACCAUUUUGAGGCCGAUGAGCCCGAACAGGUCAUCAUAAAAGCAGAUGAGGUCGACCAGACUGGGACCGAUAUCUCGCCUGUGCCGGAUGAAGAACUAUUGGCGGAGGUUGUCGAUGGUCUCACUUUGGAACCGUCGCCGGUUAUUGAAAGACAAAUGCCAGCAGGUCCUGCUUCAGGAAACUCCAGGCCAACAGGGCGACCAGGCCUCGCGCGUGAUGCUGCUGCUCCCCCUCCACCAAUGCAACCACCGCCUCCUGCUCCUGGCCAGAAUGCGAUAGAGUUGGCUCCAGAUUCUCUCAGCCUUGCGCAAUUGAGACGCAUUGUUCAAGACAUUCCAAAGGUCGAACAACAGGUAUAUGCUUUUCGUUAUGCCGACACUCAGCCUUUUCCUGAAGAGCUUGAUGAGUGGUUCCAGUAUAGUGAGCCGGAACGAAUGAUGCUUGUCGGAUCCAAAGUUUCAUUUCACCAGCAAUGGAAAGAGUUUUGUCAUCGACACUCCCUCGACACUGGCACUUCAUGGCUUGAUGCGGAUUUUGACACUAGGAAAAAAUUUCUGAAACAUCUUCUAACUGGGCUUGAUGACUCGGAUUUGUACACUCGCAUUGAAGCCCUAGAAGCAGUGUGCUAUGCAAUGUGCGGUGUUUGGGGGCUUACUGGAGGGAGACCUGUUGAUGCUUACCCUGAAAAUCCCACUGCUGAGGAAGAGUCAGACAACCCCAGAACGAAAUCUCUUCAGAUCAAGUGGAUCGUUGAUAACGUGCUUCUCAUCCAUGAAUGUGGGGGUAUUCCAAGACUCUACGAGUACAUGAAGUCCAUAUAUGACAAGGAAUCAAGCCCGCUGGAAACUGAUCCUGUUGAUCUGGACAAUGAAAAAGAACAUGCCACAUACCUCAUCGCCCGCGAACGAGAAGCGAAUCUUAUUCUCACGUGUCUGUAUUUCGUGGUCGAGGUCGCCAGAAGACAAGAAACACUGGACAAGACGAAUGUGAAAUUACGGGAUGCUGUUUCUGCAUUGCAGCCAAGUCUAUUAAUUACACUUGUCAAGGUCAUUUCUGGACUGCGAUGGGAGGACUCGGCCGCCAUACCUUUUACCCGGAUUGCUUUACUGUUUUGGAAAACGAUUAUCCUCAUAUUCGGCGGUACUCAGAGUCUAGAGGAUGCGAAAAGGGCUCUAGAGCCCAAAAUGGACAUUCCCACAGAUCCAGCUGACCGUCGAGAGCCAUUCUUGACUGCAUCUCCGCUGGAUUAUCAUAUUUUUCGUCAAGAAGUCACGUCGAAAUACCCGGCAUACAAUCCACCGCCAUUAGUCGUGCCUCUAGAGCUGGAUCACAAAUCUAUACUUCCGCCCUUUGCAAACCAUCCUAGUCGGUUAGCUUCUACGCAUGGAGUGUCUGGCCCGCCGGCAGUUGGUAGCAGUGGCUCGAUCCUCCAUCAGCCCGUACACAUUGCUACACCAGCUCCGUCACCGCCGCCAUCUCCGAUAGGACCAAGUGGAAAAGCAGCGAAGAAGCAAAACUACCAAACAAAUCAACAUUUUCCAUUCAUGUACCCACCGUUGGAUGAUUCAAGCAACAACAUCGGAGGCAAAGGUACCAGCGAGAUGCAAGACACUCUGGUAGGAAAGAAGUGGGAGGGCAGCGAUGUUCCGGCGUCUAUUAUCGAGGCUGGCAAGCUCUUCUCCAGUCACGUCAAGAUGACUAGGGCGACGCGUCAAUUAUGGGAGGAACGUGAGCGUUUUAUGAAGUAUGAACGAGGCUGGAAUGCCGACGAUAACGUCAACGAAGGCACGAAUGACGAAGAACAUUCAGACACAAGCUCGGCUCCCUCAGAAAGUCGCAGAGACAGUGUAAGACAAACUACCCCAGAAACGGAAAAUGAAGAUGUACAGCGACGAUUAGAUGCAGUUGAGAACUUCUACAAACAAGCAAUGCCGCAUCUUCAAGCAAUCGUCAUUGUUCUACUAAAAGUCAUUUUGACCAAUAUCAGUUCAAUGAUCAAUCAAGCAAAUGGUCAAGGCGGUCAUGGUGCAGGCAUGACCAAUGGCUAUCCGUAUGGUGGGACACGGGAGGAUUUCUUGAACGAUGUUGAAGAGCUUGACAUUAUCAGACUACGAGAAAUCACGGGAAAAGCUAUUUCUGGUGCUUUAUUGCUCUUGCUAAAGUGGUUCAAACGAUCUCAUAUCCUCAAGUUUGAGUACAUGACACAGUUGCUUCUGGACUCGAAUUACCUUCCAUUGAUACUAAAGAUGUUUGCUCAUCAAGAUGUCGAUCACUUGAUUGCUCAGCAAAACGAUCGCAAGGAGUACAGCUUCUUCCAUUUCUGCCGGUUCCACUCUGAUGACCCGCCCGAAGAGGACGCUUCUAUAGAAAACGAAUCAAUGGAUGAGGAAGAAGAGGCUAUACCUCCACCGAUUCUACGUCGCAGAGCAUCAGUGAACGGGAGCUCGUCGGUACGAGGUCCAUCGCCUGUAAAGAAUGAACAGGGUUAUACCGAUGGCACCACACGUCCUGAAGUCGAUGAACUAGGUUACCCAACAGGACCAGUUCCAGAGGACCCUAUCACAGCUUACUCCUUCCGCAACUUCUUCUCAGUCAUCAACUAUCUGCAUAUCAUGCAAAAGAUCACACGAGACAAGGCACACCGCUGCCUUCUCCUUGUACAGUAUAGAUCUAGCACUAUUCUUCGGAAGGGAUUAAAGAUACCGGACCCCCAUCUGCGGCUUUAUACUCUCAAGCUAUUCAAAUCGCAGGUCCCAUACUGUGGUCGAAAAUGGCGACAGACCAACAUGCGCGUCAUCACAGCUAUAUACCUCUACUGCCGCCCGGAGCUACGAGACGACUGGCUAGCAGGCUCAGACGUCGACGCAGAAGUUGAAGAUGCUCUGCCCCUGGAACAGGCGCUUCGUGGUCUCACUCACUGGUGGCACUUGCGUCAAUACAAAGACGUUUUGAAUAUUGAGGAAGAAGGGACUUCACUUUUUGAAGAAGAAAGGGAUUUCUUCACCAGGGAGUUGGAUGCUAUGGGCUGGGGUCUUUAUGGCGAGGAUAUGCUGAAUGAUGUAGAUGAAAGAGACUUUGGGAUGCCUACGAGUGGGACGACGGAAUGGGAUGGUGGGCCUUUGCAGAUGGAGGGUUGGUGA
Molecule: messenger RNA, 3150 nt
Organism: Talaromyces amestolkiae
Lineage: Eukaryota; Fungi; Ascomycota; Eurotiomycetes; Eurotiales; Trichocomaceae
Exons: 5
Coding region: 1-3150 (1049 amino acids)
Biological process (GO): cytoskeleton organization
Cellular component (GO): cytosol
Source: RefSeq, a predicted model, not a curated record